UAUUGCAUAUUCACUAGUCCAACAAUUUAAAUUGAACGGCCUUGACAUUGCUGAUCCGCCUUUGCAAUUUGAUGGUCUUGUGACUGACUAUUUGGUUCAUCUUGGGAACCAAGAUUUCGUUCAUGUUAAGACUGGCACUAACGAAGAAUGUGAUGAGGUUCAACAUCUUUGUAUCACCACGUUUCAAAUUGUUCAAGGAAUGAUCGAGACCUAGCAUUCAACUGUUCUUCGUGUGAAAAUCGAUGUCCGUAAUUGGUUCAUGCCUACGCUCGGCUUUACUCCAGAGCGUGAGGAUUAUGAACCCGAAGAAAGUAAGAGUGCAGCAAGCAUGAAGCAGCCAAAACAAGAAGAUGACACCACUUUGGAUGAGAAUUCUUUGAUGCAUGAGGAAGAAGCCAAACAUGAAGUAGCCUUAAUGCAUCAUGAAAAAGAAAAUCAGAAAAAACCCAAGGAUGCAAGCGGAAUAAUUAAAAACAAAAGAAAAAGAAAAAGCGGAUGGAAGGAGGGAUUGCAUGUAACCAAAAAAAAGAAGGUGGGAUUACAGGUAGUAGAAAACAACCUGUAACGUGAGUAGCAGAGUAGGGCAUUCGUACGUCUUUGAAUUAAUUAUCCAAUUUAUAUUAAGGAUUCAAUUUAUUUAAUCAAACUUUCUUUAUCAUGAGUGAUA
Molecule: messenger RNA, 667 nt
Organism: Prunus dulcis (almond)
Lineage: Eukaryota; Viridiplantae; Streptophyta; Magnoliopsida; Rosales; Rosaceae
Exons: 3
Coding region: 260-565 (101 amino acids)
Source: RefSeq, a predicted model, not a curated record